CAUUGAGGAUGCCGUAUCAUCCUCAACCCCUCUCACUAUCUUAUGUGCGCUUGUUUCAUCGGUCGGACCUGUUAAGUCUGUUCUGGGCACCGAGGCUUACUCCUACACGACAAAGAGGCAUCGCUGGUGAGUGAUGAUGGUAGGCUCCACACAAAAUCACCAAAGUGACCCCGGCGAGCCUCUCUUCAGUUUGUCAGCCUCGUUGAACGCUUCUGGCUUGCGGUCGCUACUCUCGUGGUUUCCCAUUGCCCAGGAUCUCAUGCCAGGACCACCACCUCCGCUGCACCCGCACGAGCGCCCAGACCUGUUACACCUGCUGAUACGGUCCACCGAUUCCAGCUCAGGGCCACACAUGCAUUUGAGUCAUCACGUCUCGGCCUUGAGGGCGGGCCUGCUACAUGCUCUCGCCCGUCAAAUCAUCACGGAGCGCGAUACCCUAGCCAUGGCAGUCAUUGCUCACUUCUUACCGGAGCUUCUAGCCGAUACUCUCUCUCCUAUCACAAUAGUCUCUGCGGCACUGCUCCGAGCCGUGCUCAGUUUCAGCCCGGUCUUUGAUGCCGUCAAGAUUUUCGUCUCCGGCUCUCCGGCAGUGGAUGCUAUGCUCACGACCUGGUUGUCAGCCUUGACGCAGGCCCUCUUCGUCGAUCUAUCUGACAACGAAGAGCUUCGGAACUCGGAUCGUGCCGAUCAAAUCGGCCAUUUGGCCAGAAUCCGCCAGAGAAUGCCCUCAGGUACAGGAGAAGAGGAGGGCUGCCGAAAAGCUCUGGCAAGGACAGAAAGGGUGGCACGAAUUCAUUCGCUGUGUCGGUCACAUCUCCAUGACCUGCAUCAACAGCGAGACAUCGAAGGCACGCGAGCUACCAUAAACGCUGCAAUUACAGAGCUUCGCCGCGAGCUUGCCAUCAUGCCUGUUGCGUCAGUGGUCAGAGACGACUCGGCGCAGCGCCAGUACGACUUCGAGACGGCCGAGCUUCGGCUUUUGUCAGUCAUGCUGUGGCUUAAGGAAGUUUUGUUCACUGUGUGCGCUCUGACGACUUCCAACACCAGUCAGCAAGCGUUUUGGCGUCAGCUUGUGAGCCAGCCCAGUCUCAUGCAGCUCUUGCAUACACCGGGGGCUUACCUUGUUGAGGCCUCUGAGACGCUUUGUCUAUACUUUUGCAACUUGCUGGAGCACCGGACUCCGGAUAGUGGACCUCUUAUACCGAUGUCAAAGGUCAUGUCAAUUGUUGGCGCGGUCAAAGUACUGACAGAGCACACUGCUGUUAGCCAGGCCAACAAAGCGGCAACUCUGAGAACGAGUCUGCUGCUUCGUAACGUUGCAUCGUCUAUGAUGCAGCUCUCUUUCAACGAAAGGGAACAAUUGCUAGCCUUUGGCGGCGCACGCGAAGCUGGAGUAUCCUCAAAUUCGACCAUUCAGGCUCUCGAUCUGCCAGGUCUUUGCUCGAUAUUUGUCCUGGGCGUCGCAGAGCGCUGCAAACAGGCUUUUCCGCGCAUACCCGCCGCUACAUCAGCGGCAAAUACGGGCCUUUCCUCCACAAACCCACAUUGCCCGCCUGCUGCUAAUCGUAGCAGGACAAGUGAUGCAAGACUAGAGCUAGAUCUGGAACAAUUCAUUGCCAGUCUAUUUGCAGCGGCCGACGCAACAGUUGACGUCGGAUGAUAACCAUGUACAACAACAGCAUACAAGUCCGGGCAUAUCUUUCUUUGCACACCAUCUGCCGGUGGCCCAAUUCCUUGCUGUGCUCCCAGCGUUUUCCGAGAAGGACCUCGCUCUUAUCGAAGGCGCGUGAGACAUGCUUAAAAAGAGAGUGGGCUUCUGCUUCGCUGCUGCGGUGGCCUGCGCGGACGA
Molecule: messenger RNA, 1849 nt
Organism: Microstroma glucosiphilum
Lineage: Eukaryota; Fungi; Basidiomycota; Exobasidiomycetes; Microstromatales; Microstromataceae
Exons: 1
Coding region: 134-1660 (508 amino acids)
Source: RefSeq, a predicted model, not a curated record